Messenger RNA from Cladocopium goreaui, 1710 nucleotides. NCBI's taxonomy places the organism in Eukaryota, Dinophyceae, Suessiales, Symbiodiniaceae. The record is from the annotation of a GenBank genome assembly.
AUGGAGACCUUGGCCACGCGCGUGGGGCGCUUCGAGUCGGAACUGGAGGCCUUGCGUCGCGAGGUCUCCCAGCUGCAAGGGCAGAGUUCCAGCGAUGCCCGAAGUGGCUCGGGGAUGCAGGCCUCCGAGCUCCAGCUGCAGUGGGUCCGUUUGUUCGAGAAGGAGCUGGAGCAGCUGCGACGCCAGGCCGAGUCCUACAAGGAACCCAUUGCUGUGCUCGAGGAGCGCUUGACCCGUCUGGAGCGAGUGGCCGGGUGGCCAGGGCAGGCCUCCCCAGAGUCGGGUAGGGAUCUGGACGAGUUGGCAGAACUGGUCUUAACGGAGCUGCAAGCGCUGAAGCAGAAGGUGUACCAGCUUGCAGCACCUAAACGCCAGGGUGUGGCUCUUCACGGGGGAGCUUCCGCUCCACCGAUGCCACAGCUGACGAACGCAGGCGCUGCGAUUGCGCGUGUGGAACAACUGCAGCGCCUCGAGCAGAGCACGACGAAGAUUCUCAUGUGCAGCAUGGAGCAGCCCAUCCCUGAAGAUGAGGAUUUCCUGCCCACCAGCGUCCCAACCUUCAUCAAGUCCGAGGAGGACGACUACACACCGCCAACUCGCUCCUGGGACAUCACUCCUUUGAAUGAGGAGGUGCGCGCAACCUUGGCGGAGGUGAACCAGCGCAAGGCUGACAACGCCGAAGGCGAUGAUGAUCAGCUGCCAACAGUUUCUUGGGAGUUGACUCCAGACGUUCAAGAGACUUUGCAAAAGGCGCAACAGAGGAAGUCCUUUACUUUGCUCCAUGAGGAUCGCCGUUGCGAUGUCGAGGAUGUCCACAGAUCCGGCUAUUCAAGAUGCCAUGAAAUUCAUCAGCGCGAGUCAAGAGCUGAAGAAGGUGUUAUCCCGGCGCUCCUCAAAGAGCGGGAGAGGCCGCGAGAUCACUGGGUGAAGCGUGGUGACAACGGGUGGACUGGGUGCGACGGUAGCCAGCUGCAAAAACGCCUACAGCACUUGGAGGAUGAGGUGCAGAUUGGGAUGCAGCCCUUGAAACGUCACCAGGUGUCUUUGCAAGUCCUCGAAGAGACCAGCAUGAAGGUGGAGAAACUGCAGGAAACCUUGAAGCUUCUGCCCUUGGACCUUGCCCUGCAACGCUCCGAGGAUGCCUUCAAGGCUUUGGAGGAUGUUGCCCACAGAUCCACGGGGCAGAUGUCGUUGCUGGAUGGCUAUAAGGUUCAAAGCAGCCUGGAUCAACUGUAUAGCGCCAUGGAAGCACUCGUCCGUCAGCGCUCCGCGGAUGUGCAGUUGGUGAACAGCUACCUGGGAGAGGUCUAUCAGCGCAUCGAGCGCGAUCUUCCCUCUGACAAGGGUCAAGGCAUUAUUCAGAGCUUGGAGCAGCUGCAGAAUCAGCACCAGCUUCUCAAAGCCGAGUGUCGGGCUCUGACGGAUGUCAGGAUUCCAGAGCUCGAGGCCAAACUGAGCCAUGAGGCCUCUGCAGCGGCAGUGCUGGCGCAGGGGAACCGGCAGCAGAUCAUCAAACUGGAAGUGGCCACACAGGAGGCUGUGAACCAGCUGACGGCCACACAGGCGCGACUUCCUGCGCUGCAGGACGCCACGGAGCGGCGCGCCGUGCAGGACGGCCGCCGCGAGGCCUUGGUGGCCGAGCUGCGGAAGGCCGGGCCGGGCGGUGGCCGGGCCGGGCGGUGGCCGGGCGGUGGCCGGUUGCGGAGGUGA